AACGGGGCAGCUCAUUGGCCAAUAUUUCUGAAGAAAAUCGACCAGCAUAUUACCACUUGCAUGUACCGCUCCUGAAUGGUCUUUUCUGCCGAUCUUUAACCAGACAUGCAGCAGCCAUUAGUGAAUCAAGACGACGUUCUCCGUGAGCAGCAUCAAUGGAAUCUGUGUCUGCACCAAAUGGAGUCAGAGCCUCCAAAUGUUAAAGAGGAACAGGAGGAACUUUGGAGUGAAGAUGAAGAAAAAACGCAGUCAUUGCAGUUUCAUCAAAACCAAAAAGAUGAGAGUACAGAAGUGGAGCUUCUCGCCAGCAACUCAACUGAACCCAGAAGACUGAAAACAGAAGGUCAUGGAGACGACUGUGGAGGAUCACAAACAACCAGAAACUCAGACACAAGUCUGUUGUCAGUGAUUAAAGAAGAAAUUGUCCCUGAACACCAGGAGUGGAAAUUGAGUAUUGGCCAGGAGGACAUGAAAGAAGAAUAUGAAAAACACUGGAUAUGUCAGCAGGGACAGCAGCUUCAUCAGCUGGAGGAGGCAGUUAUCGCCAAGUUCCAUUUCACCACUGUCCCUGUGAAAAGUGAAUAUGAUGAAAAACCACAGUCAUCACACGUUCACCAAAGCCGACGUGAUGAUGGCACAGAGGCUGAGCCUGUAACCAGUAGCUCAUCUAUACACAGAACACUGACUGCACAAGCUGAUGGAGAGGACAAUGGAGGACCACAACCAGCCAGCAACUUUGAUCCAAUUAGUCAUUUACAGCCAGAUACCAUUGCCAGGAGUACAGACAGUUCUGAUACUGAUACUGACAACAGUUGUGAAUGGAAACAAACCAGAGAACUCCAUUCAGGGUUUAACUGCCAGACAAAUAACAAUGUCUCAAAGCCACACAGGGGAAUGCAAGCAAGUGUAAAACCAUUUGACUGUUCUGAAUGUGGUAAAAGAUUUGGACAAAAGAGCGAUCUGGUCAUACACAUGAGAAUUCAUACUGGGGAGAAACCAUUUGGCUGUUCUGAGUGUGCUACAAGAUUUGGACAGAAGAGCAAUCUCAUCAAACAUUUGAGAAUUCAUACAGGUGAGAAACCAUUUGACUGUUCUGAAUGUGGAAAAAGAUUUGGACAGAAAAGCAAUCUGAUCAAACACCUGCAAAUUCAUACGGGGGAGAAACCUUUUGAAUGUUCUGAGUGUGGCACAAGUUUUAGAAGAAAGGGCAAUCUUAUUUCACACAUGAGAAUUCAUACUGGAGAGAAAACAUUUGGCUGUUCAGAGUGUGGAAAAAGAUUUGGACAGAAGGACAAUCUUAUUUCACAUAUGAGAAUUCAUACAGGAGAGAAACCGUUUGGCUGUUCUGACUGUGGUAAAGAAUUUGGAAAUAAGAGCAACCUAAUUACACACAUGAGAAUUCAUACCGGACAGAAACCUUUUGGCUGUUCAGACUGUGGUGUAAGUUUUCGACGGAAGCAUGAUCUGAUCAAACACAUGAGAAUUCAUACGGGAGACAAACCUUUUGGCUGUUCUCAUUGUGGUAUAAGAUUUGGACGGAAGGGCACUCUGAUCACCCAUAUAAGAAUUCAUUCAGGAGAGAAGCCAUUUGGCUGUCCAGAGUGUAAAAAAAGAUUUCGACGAAGGAGCACUCUUAAUUCACACAUGAGAAUUCAUACGGGAGAGAAACCUUUUGGCUGUUCUGAUUGUGGUAAAACAUUCGGAUAUAAGAGCAGUUUGAUGAAGCACAUGAGAACUCAUACAGGACAGGCGGAGACUUUGGCAGAGACCUCUUAGAAACUUUGGCGGGGACCUCUUAGAAGGGAGAGAAAGCAAAGAUCUGACACCUGCAAGAAAGACCAGGGUAAAAAAAAAAAAAAAAAAAACAUCAAAAGAGAACAAAGACUGGACAGAUGGAAAGACACAGAAGGGCUGGACAAUUCCAAGAAGAACUAGAAAAGGAAUACAUAGGUAAAGAAGGAUCAAUACAGUGUCUUAAAAAUGGUGAACAUGUUUUUGAUGGAGAAAGAAUUAUACUUCGACCACAAGAUCAGGGACUUUUAACAAAUGUUUUUUAAAAAUGGCAGGAAUUUCACCAAAAAAAUCAAUGC
Molecule: messenger RNA, 2090 nt
Organism: Thalassophryne amazonica
Lineage: Eukaryota; Metazoa; Chordata; Actinopteri; Batrachoidiformes; Batrachoididae
Product: gastrula zinc finger protein XlCGF57.1-like
Exons: 4
Coding region: 106-1776 (556 amino acids)
Biological process (GO): regulation of transcription by RNA polymerase II
Molecular function (GO): RNA polymerase II cis-regulatory region sequence-specific DNA binding; DNA-binding transcription factor activity, RNA polymerase II-specific
Source: RefSeq, a predicted model, not a curated record